Spodoptera littoralis (African cotton leafworm) is the source of this 1485-nucleotide messenger RNA. The record is from the annotation of a GenBank genome assembly. Lineage: Eukaryota; Metazoa; Arthropoda; Insecta; Lepidoptera; Noctuidae.
AUGUCCACACCUAUAUCAGUGUUCGAGCUGUAUCAGAUACAACUGCACGCGAUACCAUUUAAAGAACCAAAGUUUGAAACCACAUCGAACCAGGAAAUCACUGUAGUAUACGUAAAGGAGUCUCUCUUCCUACUUUUAUUUUCCUCUGGGGAAACCCUCACGUCAAGUAGGCAAGUAGACAGGAGCCUGAGCAGUACUCGACUUCAAAGAAACGGACCGAAGAUAUCCUUUACCAUUGAUCUAAUAUUGGAAUUCAAAAAUGAAGUAAUAAGUCGUAGAUACAAGGGCGGGCGCAGCGCACAGUACGCGCUUAAUGGGCGGCAUUACCAUUCGGAGUCGGUAGUGGUGGAGGAGCCAGAGUUUACGGACGUCAUACAAAACGUGACGGUGCCAGCCGGCCGGAGCGUGCGACUCGCCUGCUCCGUCAAGAACCUCGGCUCUUACAAGGUGGCGUGGAUGCACUUUGAGCAGUCAGCGAUCCUCACAGUCCACAACCACGUGAUCACGCGCAACCCUCGCGUUAGUGUCACUCAUGACAAACACCGCACGUGGUUCCUGCACAUCAGUGACGUCAGGGAGGAGGACCGGGGGCGUUACAUGUGCCAGAUCAACACCGUCACUGCCAAGACGCAGUUCGGAUAUCUACAUGUUGUCGUGCCGCCGACCAUCGACGACUCGUUGAGUUCGAGCGACGUUAUCGUGCGAGAGGGCGCCAACGUCACGCUGACGUGCCGCGCUAAUGGCUCUCCUAAGCCCACCAUCAAGUGGAAACGGGACGACAACUCAAAAAUCUCCAUCAGCAAGGGACAUUCCGUUUCCGAGUGGGAAGGUGAAGUGUUGGAGAUGGCUAGAAUUUCCCGGUUAGAUAUGGGUGCCUACUUAUGCAUUGCUAGUAACGGUGUGCCGCCAACAGUGUCAAAGCGGGUCAAAGUCAGCGUUGAUUUUCCACCAAUGUUAUGGAUUCCUCAUCAGCUCGUGGGUGCACCGCUUUACUACAAUGUGACUCUGGAAUGCUUCACAGAAGCCCAUCCAACUUCCCUCAACUAUUGGACUAGGGAUGAUGGUCACAUGAUUCAUGAGAGCCCCAAGUAUCACAUGGAGAAUACUGUAGGAAUACCAGCUUAUAAGACUCACAUGAGACUACUCAUUAGGAAUAUCAACACUGAAGACUAUGGUACAUAUAAGUGUAUAGCUAAGAAUCCGAGGGGCGAGUCUGAUGGUACCAUUCGCUUAUAUACUUCAUCACCACCGACGACCACACCGGAUCCCCGUGCGUUGACCAUACCCCCACCGUCUAGACCUCCUCGCCGCGACACUCCACUCACAGACAAGGGUACUAAAUAUCAAUCAAACCUUAACGAAAUUGACAAGGGCAAACAGAAAACAGAUGAAGGUGGUGGGAAAACACACUUGAACUGGGUGGGAGGUGCAUCGCAGGUUACAGGUGUUUUACAAAUCCAAAUUUCUUCUGUCAAUUACACCUAG